GCGGAACCUUUUGAGACGAGGGCGGCAAAGAGGAGGGAAAUUUAAAAAGUCCGCACCGCCUGCUGCUGCUGCUGCUGGCGGUGACAGGACAACUGAAGUCUGUCGACGACAUCAGUUAAAUUGCUACAUGAAGAAAAAACAAACAUUUAAAACUCCCCCAGGAGAAUAAUAAACACAAACAUAUGAUCCUCCUCUUUGCGCCAAAAUGGAGGCUCACUACGAACAGAUUUUAGACUCACCCUCCAAAAACAGUUACAUUGGGAGCUAUUAUCAGCCUCCGGACAGGAUGCUACCCGUACCAAGAAAGCUGGAUUUCGCUGCACAACCCUCCACAAGCACGGACCCUGACACGAGCAGCCCUAAUAUUGACAGCAGAGCUGUUGUUGAUGCACUGAAGACCCUCCAGCAGAAAAUCAGGCGGCUGGAGCUGGAGAGGAAGCAAGCAGAAAGGAGCUUCCGGCAGUAUUCCCACGAUGCACAGAAACAGGCCACAGCAUCUUCCAGCGUGCCCAGUCAACCAGCAGCCAGCCUGCCCGAGUCAGACAACUCUGGCAGGAAAGAGCUGGACUCAAAGCUGCAGUCUACAGAGGCCCGGUGUAAGGUUCUAGAGAAGCAGCUGGACUACAUGAGGAAGAUGGUUGAAAAUGCUAAGAAGGAGAGGAAUGCCAUCAUGGAGGAUCAGGCUUCGCUGCAGAACCAGCAGCCGAGCAGCUCAAAUACCCAAUCUCAGCGGGAGAAGCUGGAAAAACUUGAAUCCGAGUGUCUCAAACUGAGUAGGACCCAAACUCUGGCAGAGAUGAAACUUGCCAUUCUGGAGCAAAAACUACUGAAAGAAGAGCACGAGCGUCAACUUGUGCAGGAGAAAGCGGACCAGCUGCAGAAGGAGUUGGACAUCAACUUUCGAUUGUCUGUGUCGUCUUCUGAAGAGAAGCCAAAGAAGAAAACAAAAAAGUCCACCAAGAAAACCUUGAGACAGAAUGAGCCGACGUCACCAAGUCUUCCGAAGCACAAAAAAAUGCCGUUUGUUGCAGGAACGUCAACAAGCCCAAGCCAUUCAGUCCACGCCAACAUACAAAGUAUACUCCACAUGAUGAAACACCAUCAGCCCCAACUGUGCGAACGAGUGAGCGCUCUGCAAAAAUCUGGAUGCGGAGCCAAGAAAAGCCUCCAAAAGGAUUUCUCUCCAUCUUCCACCACUUCGCACAAACCUGACAGGGAGCCUGAAAAAUUAGAUCAGUCACUGGGCUCGCUUUCUGAUCUGCUCUUGGCUCUGCAGGACGAGCUAGGACAAAUGAGCUUCGAGCAUCAGGAGUUGGUGGGUCAGAUAGAUGCAACCCAACAUCCCGAGCAGAGGAAAGAUCUGCAGAGAGAACUGGAGAGGUUGGUCACCAGGAUGGAGGAGAAAGGAGCUCAGAUCACGAAGCUCCGCAAACACCAGCAGACAGUCCAUAAAUUGACCCAGAGCCAACCUGUUGAGCACACAACCAAGAAGUUGAGUGGAAUCAAGCCCCCAGCUCCCUCUCCUGUUAGGUCUAAGCAGAAAGCAAAGAAAGGUGGGACCCAACCCAACAACCUGCAGCUCCUCAGAGAAACACAGAAGUUCAGAAACAGCCUAAAACAAGACGACGUCUCCUGGGAAACGUGAGGUUUCUGUGUACAGGCUUUGAUACUACAGCUGGUUGGACCACAAAACUCCCCUUGGUUGUUUGCAGCCUGUUUUCUCUUUUAAGCGGUCUCGGGUAUAUGUUUUUAAUCCACAAACAAAAAGAGGGAAUAAAGUGUUUUAAUGUUUUCCACUGGGCUUGAUAAUGCAUUACACGUUACGAAAUCUUGCACAUACAGGGUCCUUCAUAGGUAGAUCUGAUCUCAAAUGAAGCUGGAGUAAUCUAUUUUUAAUAUUUAAGAUGUUAAUAAAGCUUAUUCUCUCUACGUAUUGUGAA
This is a messenger RNA of Larimichthys crocea (large yellow croaker), 1940 nucleotides long. It is a transcript of the gene cep57l1, whose product is annotated as centrosomal protein 57, like 1. The transcript is spliced from 11 exons. NCBI's taxonomy places the organism in Eukaryota, Metazoa, Chordata, Actinopteri, Sciaenidae. The record is from RefSeq and is a predicted model, not a curated record. Bases 206 to 1645 code for a protein of 479 amino acids. Gene Ontology annotation, molecular function: gamma-tubulin binding; identical protein binding; microtubule binding. Gene Ontology annotation, cellular component: centrosome.